CAUUAUCACUGUCAUAUCCCUACCCAUCCGGGGAUGAAAUCAUUUUACCGAAAAAUGUUAUUUAUACAAUAAAUUAUAAAAACUAAAAUAAAAAAUAACAUGUAAAUAUGGCAGACAAACUCAGGCAGAUGGCGCAAAGGCUGAAAGACAAAGUGCAUUUACCUCAUUUAGCGAACGGUCGUGAUACUAUUUUUACUAAAUAUACCCCAGCAACCAAAGUUUCGGAUAUAGCGGAUAAGUUUAAAUACGACACAGUAUCGAAGAAUUUGCGCGACAUAGUAUCCAGAUAUGAAAAAUUCACGGGAGUCGACGAAAUUAUGGCUCUGCAGAAAACCGUGGUGGAUGCACAGGAAAAGUUUAUGGCUGCUCAGGAUAGGCGACGGGAUCUCGGUCGGCAGGUGACCAACGUGGAAAUGAGGCUGAAGGAACUGCAUUCUGAGAUGCAGAACACUAUGAAAGGGGAUGACAAGUACUUACACCUUUGUACUGAAGAGCAUAAGCUUAUAGUACAAGAGCGAGCCCUCCGCGCGUUGUUCGGUGAUGCUGAACGGGAGGAGAGAGAACUCUUUGCUACCAUGUCAGCCGCCGUCAAACUGGGCCACGAGCGAGAGAGGGCACACGCUGAGCGGAACAAAUAUUGGUAUAUCGUCGCUUCUAUAUUGGGCACAGUGUUGGGAAUAGCGGGUUCCUCAAUAAACAAUCACCUGAAGAUGUCAGAAUUCCGUCAGAUGAUGGAGCAGCAAAUGGCCAGGUCUGCGAGCGUGUUAUACACCAUCGCUGGAGGAGGAACUACCGCCAGGGCAGAUAUUACUGAAGCCAUGAAGGCUGAGUUUGCUUACCAGGACAAUCUCGCGAACAACUUAAAAGCAAUGCAGGAUAAUAUAAACAGUCUAGUCGCUACACAGGAAUCUUUAAUACAACACCUUCAUAACAGGGAGAAAACAGUAGAUACACAACUUCGCGACCUUACACGCGCUAUCGUGUCCGCGUCACAAUCCAGCCAAAAAUCUGAUGCAGAAAUCACCAAAGCCCUAUCAGCUGUACACCACGACUUGGAAGAUGCAGACCAGAUUAAGGAAAUGGACAAAAAUAAAGUCCUUCUUGAACCGAAUCAGAUAAUAACAGGAGUUGGCAUUGUUAUGGCAGUCGCCAUUAUUUUAGGAAACUUCAUUGAUUUAGAAGUCACUGGCAUAUCUCGAAGCGGACGUGUAAGGAAGAAGAGUUCUAAAUUAAUGGACUUUGAGUCUCCUGACGACAUUGAAACGAGAUUUAGGCGGCAAACGCCCGUCAAACCGUAUGUUGGUUUCCGUCAGGAAGAAACCCAAGAAUAUCAGCAACAGGAAAGUGCUACGGCCAGGCAGGAUGACGCCGGCACUGCUUCUGGCAGCGAAUCUGACUAUUAUGAUAAUCCUGGGGAAAAUGCUGAUAGCAUGGAGUCUGAUAGCUCGGCGUCAGACGAGGGCUCCACCAGGACGCCAGCUAACUCUUUGUACAUGAUGGAGAAGUCCAGCAAGAAGAAGCUGAUUGUCAAGGAUGGAAGGGUUGUUGGGCGAGCUAAAGCUCAGAGGAAGGAUAAAGGAAAGACCCGAAUCACAGCGUACAUGAUGUGGGCGAAGGAAGCUCGCAAUGAGCUGCUCCGCAAGCACCCCGACAUGGACUUCUCGGCUAUUUCCAAGAGACUCGGAGAGAUGUGGUCUAAUGUUAAUUACAACGAGCGGUAUCUAUGGAAGCGCAAAGCCAAACGCUUCGCUAUGCAGAAGGAACAAAGCAAUCAGUCGGCUAAUAAGAUUAUUGUGUCUAAUCCAAGUCGACCUCUAUCCUCAGCCGGUCCAGGUCGUCCUCCGAGGGCUCAGCCCCGGCCACAGCCCGCGCCAACGACACCGCCCUCUCAAGCGCUCGUGCCGGCUUCAAGCACAUCGGCUCCUAACUCCGGCAUGUACCGCGUGACUGGUUGCGGAGCUGUGGAAGUGGCCGCCCAUCUUCGGCUACUGGGGGAGAGCCUCGCCAUUAUUGGGGAACGCCUGAAGGAACAUGAGGGUCAAAUAGCAGUAUCAGGAUCAGUAUCGGUCCUUCUAGACACGCUCCUGUGUUCGCUCGCGCCGCUACUCAGCGUCUGCCGAGCGCUGCCAGCCAUCGCCCCGCCCGCCAGCCUUCUACAAGACACGCUACACAACAUCGCAUACAUUAUGCCUGGACUUUAAACUAUCAAGGAAUAAGAAUAAAUAGGUUCCUUACGGGUAGGCGUGCUCCAUCGUAGGUCGCUCUCGUGAUGGCGGCCAAAUGCCGAACCAUUUUAAAGAAGCUAUGACUAUG
Spodoptera exigua (beet armyworm) is the source of this 2313-nucleotide messenger RNA. The record is from the annotation of a GenBank genome assembly. NCBI's taxonomy places the organism in Eukaryota, Metazoa, Arthropoda, Insecta, Lepidoptera, Noctuidae.